Stegodyphus dumicola is the source of this 375-nucleotide messenger RNA. RefSeq names its product glycolipid transfer protein. Lineage: Eukaryota; Metazoa; Arthropoda; Arachnida; Araneae; Eresidae. Gene Ontology annotation, molecular function: ceramide 1-phosphate binding; ceramide 1-phosphate transfer activity. Gene Ontology annotation, biological process: intermembrane lipid transfer; ceramide transport. Gene Ontology annotation, cellular component: cytosol; cytoplasm; membrane. The record is from RefSeq and is a predicted model, not a curated record.
UUUGUAGCUAAUAAGAUGCAAUAUUAUAUUUCAGAUUUACUUGGAUCUGUUUUUAUACCAGUAAAAAGCGACAUUAAUGGAAAUAUAGAAAAAUUAUACAAAAUAUACCACAGUAAUGAAGAAAAAUUUCUAGCACUGAGUGACAUCAUUUCUUACGAAAUGAACAAUACAGAUCUCAAAGUAGGGAAAGAUGCUUUGCUAUGGCUUAAAAGGGCCUUAGAGUAUGUUCAUGUCUUUCUCACCUGUCUAGUAAAUGACAGUAAAGAAGAACAGUAUUCUGACAAUCUAGUCCCAUUCUUUAAUAAAGCUUAUGAAGAAAAACUAAAACCAUAUCACGGUUGGUUUGUUCAGAAAAUUUUUGGGGUAAGUUUUUGA